AUGGGAAACACCCUCGGCGUUGGCGUUGGCGUAGGUGUCGGCCUCGGCCUCGGCCUCGGCCUCACCGUCGGCGCCGCCGCCCUGAUCCAGUUUUAUUGUCUCUGGCCACAGACUCAUUUUUCUCUCUUUGUUCAUAGCACUGAGGACAUUGACGAGUAUUCUGCCGAGAGGCUGCACGACGCGAUGAGCUAUGCAAAAAACAACGCGAUGCUGAUCCAGGUGUCCAACGUCUGGAUUGGGAGCACUGGGAAUGUCAAGCUAAAGGGGGCUCAUUUUGUUACUUGUGUUCACAGCACUGAGGUCUUCCUGAUGCUACACGAUAGAAUUGUCAAUUUUCUUGGUCAGAAAAACCGAUCAAAGAAGAACAUAAUACUGUACAAUCUCCCCUACAAGAAUGACUGGUUGGAUACUGCCACGGCAAAUGCAAAGAUCAACCAGUGGGUUGUAAAUGUUAAAAACGAGUACAGAAGGACUACAAUCGAUCUAUUGAGGCUCAACAGAAAUGUAAGAAGCCACUUGUAUCAGUACAACCACGACGAUGAUAUUGAGGAAAUUCUGUAUUGUGAAUGGCCCAUGCUGCUCAUUGUCAUGGAGAACAUGUUACACUUGGAAGGUGAGCUCCAAGACACUGGCAUCCAUAACAAGUUCGGCCAGUGUCCUACUGCAAAACAGAUGAAAGAUGUAUUCUGCAUUUCCAUGGGUUGGUAA
Miscanthus lutarioriparius is the source of this 708-nucleotide messenger RNA. NCBI's taxonomy places the organism in Eukaryota, Viridiplantae, Streptophyta, Magnoliopsida, Poales, Poaceae. The record is from the annotation of a GenBank genome assembly.